GCAAGCAUGUUGGUUUUCUCCUGGUCUCUUGCGGCUCUGCUGCUGGUGUCGUCCUCCUGGGCUGAGGAAGAGGUUGCUGCCGUUGAGGGCGACGCCUCCAAGGAGCUGACGGUCAGCGAGCUGCUGACCAGAGCCAACAGGGACCUCACCCCUGACUUUGAUGAGCCCCGCCUGGUGGGAGGAGACAUCGCCGUCAGGUCCGAGGCCGACAGGAACGCCGACCCCUGCACCGCCAGAGGCUGCCUCUGGCAGAAGUACAGCGAUGGGAAAGUCUACAUCCCCUACUUCAUUGCCAACCACUACUCCUCCCGCGAGAAGUCCAUCAUCACCCGCGGCCUGGAGUCCUUCUCCCAAGUGUCCUGCAUCCGUUUCCGUCCCUAUGGCAACGGAGAUCACGAGUGGCUGAGCAUCGAGUCCAGGAGCGGCUGCUACUCGUUCGUGGGCCGUCAGGGGGGCGGCCAGACCGUGUCCCUGAGCAAGCAGGGCUGCCUGUACCACGGCACCGUGCAGCACGAGCUGCUGCACGCCCUGGGAUUCAACCACGAGCAGACCAGGAACGACAGGGACAACCACAUCAGAGUGCACUGGAACAACAUCAUCGAAGGCAUGGAGUACAACUUCUACAAGAUUGACACCCUGAAUCAAGGAACUCCUUACGACUACAACUCUGUCAUGCAGUAUGAGAGGUACGCCUUCUCCAAGAACAACUACCCCACCAUGGAGCCCAUCCCCUACAGCAACGUGGCCUUUGGGCAGGCCACCCAGAUGAGCCAGAACGACAUCACCAGGCUGAACAGACUCUACAAUUGCUAGACAGCAGCUGCGGCUCUUUGCUCGACUCCGACCAGACGACUCCAGAACAUGUCAACGGUCUGAAGGAGGCCUGGGUUUGGGGCAGAAAGCAGUUUUGGCCACAGUUUUCUCAUUUCUGUCCGACGACUAAAUGUGAAGAAAUAAAAAG
Molecule: messenger RNA, 961 nt
Organism: Cololabis saira (Pacific saury)
Lineage: Eukaryota; Metazoa; Chordata; Actinopteri; Beloniformes; Belonidae
Product: hatching enzyme 1.2-like
Exons: 9
Coding region: 7-813 (268 amino acids)
Biological process (GO): proteolysis
Molecular function (GO): zinc ion binding; metalloendopeptidase activity
Source: RefSeq, a predicted model, not a curated record